Messenger RNA from Oryctolagus cuniculus (rabbit), 2485 nucleotides. It is a transcript of the gene POU4F3, whose product is annotated as POU class 4 homeobox 3. Gene Ontology annotation, molecular function: DNA-binding transcription factor activity, RNA polymerase II-specific; RNA polymerase II cis-regulatory region sequence-specific DNA binding. The record is from RefSeq and is a predicted model, not a curated record. Gene Ontology annotation, biological process: regulation of transcription by RNA polymerase II. Lineage: Eukaryota; Metazoa; Chordata; Mammalia; Lagomorpha; Leporidae.
CGCCGCGAGCCUCUGUCUCGCCUGGCCUCCGGGGCCGCCCCUGCGAGUCCCGGGCGCGUGAACACGCCUGCGCGCACCCGGGCCCUUCCUGGCAGGCUGCUUGUAAGAUGAGUGAAGAAGCAGGUGGGGGAGAGGGGAGGCAGCGAGCGAGAGGGCGAGGGGAGCGCGGGCGCUGAGCGGCGCUCACUUGGAGCGCGGCGAGCGAGCAAGACGAGCCUGAUUCCAUGUCCCCCGCUGCCUCCCUGCCAGGCGCGCGAAGAUGAUGGCCAUGAACGCCAAGCAGCCUUUCGGCAUGCACCCGGUGCUGCAAGAGCCCAAAUUCUCCAGCCUGCACUCCGGCUCCGAGGCCAUGCGCCGAGUCUGUCUCCCAGCCCCGCAGCUGCAGGGUAAUAUAUUUGGAAGCUUUGAUGAGAGCCUGCUGGCACGCGCCGAGGCUCUGGCGGCGGUGGAUAUCGUCUCCCACGGCAAGAACCAUCCGUUCAAGCCCGACGCCACCUACCAUACCAUGAGCAGCGUGCCCUGCACGUCCACUUCGUCCACCGUGCCCAUCUCCCACCCGGCGGCGCUCACCUCGCACCCGCACCACGCCGUGCACCAGGGCCUCGAAGGCGACCUGCUGGAGCACAUCUCGCCCACGCUCAGCGUGAGCGGCCUAGGCGGCCCGGAGCACUCGGUGAUGCCCGCACAGAUCCACCCGCACCACUUGGGCGCCAUGGGCCACCUGCACCAAGCCAUGGGCAUGAGUCACCCGCACGCGGUGGCGCCGCACAGCGCCAUGCCCGCGUGCCUCAGCGACGUGGAGUCAGACCCGCGCGAGCUCGAGGCCUUCGCCGAGCGCUUCAAGCAGCGGCGCAUCAAGCUGGGGGUGACCCAGGCGGACGUGGGCGCGGCUCUAGCCAAUCUCAAGAUCCCCGGCGUGGGCUCGCUCAGCCAGAGCACCAUCUGCAGGUUCGAGUCUCUCACUCUCUCGCACAACAACAUGAUCGCGCUCAAGCCGGUGCUGCAGGCCUGGCUGGAGGAGGCCGAGGCCGCCUACCGAGAGAAGAACAGCAAGCCUGAGCUCUUCAACGGCAGUGAGCGGAAGCGCAAACGCACGUCCAUUGCUGCACCCGAGAAGCGCUCGCUCGAGGCUUAUUUCGCCAUCCAGCCCCGACCCUCAUCCGAGAAGAUCGCAGCCAUCGCCGAGAAACUGGACCUUAAAAAGAACGUGGUGAGGGUCUGGUUCUGCAACCAGAGACAGAAACAGAAACGAAUGAAGUAUUCGGCUGUCCACUGACUGCGGCGGGGCGCAGCGGCCGGGGCCUGGAGAGCCUGAGGCGUCCACCCCCACCCCCCAUGGGGGAGCCGGUUACCGGGAACUCCGCGGCGUUCCCUGGCAGGUCAGGCAUUCUCCCCCGAAGCCACAGACAUUCCCCUUGAUUCCGCCCGGUCGCCUCCCGGCCUUCUCUUCCUUCCUUUCUUUUUCUUUCUAUUCCCACCAAGAAAAGUUUUGUCGCUAGAAAAAGAAAAAAAUAAAAAAUUCAAGGGCGGGCCUGGAGGGACGAGCGCUAUCCGCGGUGCUGAAACUCGCCUGGCGCGACCUCGGGGCUGGAGCCCCCAAGCAGAUAGUGAAUCGGCCCCAGUGCCGGAAGCCGGGGUUUUCAAAGCGCCACUUUGCUGAGCGCGGUUAGGUAAAGGGUGAAGGGAUGGAAAGCAAGUGACGGAUAUAUAAUAACAGAAAGUCUAGGAGAUCCAAGUGGGACACGAACACGUAUGGAGAGGCAUUAGAGUUUAUAAAAAUACACAUUAUCUUUCCAAAGGAUAGCCUUAUAUACUUCCACCCUCGCCUGAAUUUUAUCCAUCUUAUCCUUUGGUUUACCGAAAGUUCUCGUGAAGUAGUAUGGAUUUAGGUUCAGGGAAAUCUGCGGGGAGUGUUGAGCUCCGAGCUGUUGUUCUCCGCGGUAACCAGGGCUCCGGAAAACGUGGGCCCAGUCCAGCGAGUGAAAACGCUGGGAUCCUUGGCCAUUUGCAAGCAGCAGUCAGCAGCAGCUCUGGCCACCUCCACGAUCUGCUGGCGUUUGCGAGGUAACUGACUGCGGGAGAGCCAGGGUUGGUAUGCAGCGGACCCAGCUCGCGCGGGGCAUUUGCGGGCGACCAGCUCUGCGCGGAGGCCGCUGCUCCAAAGUCACUGUACUUCUCCCAGUCAUAUGCAAGUCCUUCCACACAUCUAAUCUUGCGCUUUUAUUAUCGUUUUUGCUAGCGUCGUUAAUUCCUUUUAUUUAUUUAACUCAGCUGCUUUAUGUGAAUGUCACUCCGUGGAGACUGACCUAUAGUUUUGCCUGGGGAAGGGGAGCAGGGGUGGGGGUUUAUAUCAUCCCACCUCGGCCCCUCUUGCCCCAUCAUAUUUUCUGUUUUCGUUGCUUCAUGAAGUUUGCGCGUUGCUGUGUGAUCUUUGAUUUCCAUCCUCCAAAUAGAUACAAAUAAAAUGCUAAGUUUUCUUCUCCCU